Messenger RNA from Prorocentrum cordatum, 1161 nucleotides. NCBI's taxonomy places the organism in Eukaryota, Dinophyceae, Prorocentrales, Prorocentraceae. The record is from the annotation of a GenBank genome assembly.
GAGUUCGAGAACUCCUUCGAGAAUUUCGACGCUGACAUGACGGAUGAGAUCGAAAUGACGGACGCGACGGCCGCGGAGACCAAGACCUCCCCAGCGGCUCCGCGCCGGUCGGUCGCCGACCGAGUUCCAGCAGAAUUUGGCUCCCAUUUUGCGAAGGCAAAAGCCGCCAAUUACGCGCUUGCAGACCUGGCCCCCCGCGCGCCGCCUGGACAGCCGCCGCCUUUGCAUCGAGACGCAGGCUGCGCGCGCCAGAAGAUGGCGAACUGCGACAACCCGCGCUGCGAUUGGCUGGAGCGCGCAUCUUGCGCCAGGAGGCACUGGCACCACGACGAGAAGACGAACCAGACCGAGUACUGCACUGGCGACGCGCCGUGCCACUUCACGCGGAUGUUGAAUCGAGCCGUCGACGACUCCAGCGCAGACGCUGACGCGAAGUACCUGAGCAUGCACUAUACCGUCUACCAGCUGCCCAACGAGAGCGCCGACAUGAUGGCGGACGCUGGAUGCUGCAGGAGCGUUGCUGGGCGGGCGUGGAGCGCCGCGAUGUCCGAGAGAUGUGCGAAGGUAGGCCUCGGGCACGCGGCGAGGGCUGCGAGCGAAAGCUUCGGCGAUGGCGACGCGAUCCGUGCUGCGAUCGCCGAGGUCCACCCGGAUGGAGUCUGCGGCGAGGUGGGCAGGCUCGACGCGGCCGACGUCGAGCGGGACUGCCUUGGUCUGCUGGGCCGAUCAGCCUUGAAGGGCCCAGGAGCGGAGAUGCUGACAUCGGGCGGCGAUCCGCGCGGGCCCCGGGGCGUGACCGACCCAGCGCAGCCCAUCGGGCAUGCCGCGCUGGCGAUCGACGGGCGCGUCGCUCGGGGCAACGCGCCGGACGAGUUCAAGGCCAAGAACCUUCACGUCGGUCACGACGACCAGGGGGAUAUCGAGGAUGACCAGAACCAGCCCAACCAGAACGCGUGGAAGGAGUUCGCCACGAAUUUGGUCGUGGGCUUCGAGGUGGACCUGCCAGACUACCGUUGCCUGCCCUAUCGGACAGAUCCGAGACCCGCGCUGGAGCACGGCAUCUACGCGACCGCCAACAGCACCAAGAGGACGCUCGUGGAUAGGCACGAGUACGCCCUGAUACGCAACAUACUCGACGUCGCCCUGCGCCAGAAGCUGAAU